UUUGCUUCUCUAAUCCGGCGCCGCUGUUUCGGAGCUCCAGCGCUGCCGGGCGAGCUCGUGGCGGCGGCUGCCGGCGGGGCUGUGGCUGUGUGGUGCGACAGCGCUGGGUCGCUCCGCUGUGGAGGUCCGGGAGCGGCCGUGUGGCGGUGCUCUGCCUGCCCCCCGGCUGGCUCUUCCUCGGCCCUCCGUCGGUCCGACGCACUGUUGAGGUGCCCGAGGCAGCUCACGCCCUUCACCUAGGUGGAGUCGCCAGGGUGUGUGGUUGGACAGCAUCCGGGAAUACACGCUCAGCCACAAAGUCCUCUUGCGCCUUGUGGCCUUUCUUUUCCCUUUUGGAUCUGUGCUGAGUUUCAGUGAGUAGGAGCCUCAAGGCUUGGUGGCAAGACUGCCUCUCUGUCACAAGUGCCUGCACAGACAUCCUGGUGCGCAGCACCACUUGUGUCAGCAGCACUGUGAAACGCAUCUUGCACUUCUUCCUGACAGAACUCCUACUGUUAAGCAGGAACAGUAAUUGGAAGUAAACUUUACAGAGCCAUGCGUGUGCUUACCAUGGAUGCAUGCAUAGUGCAGUCAUGAGGCAGAGGAAAGGCUUCCUUCUGUAAGCUUAACGCUGACAAAAUGGAAUGUGAACGCACGCUGCAUAGGUAGGAAGGAAUAUAUUGCCAGAGAAAGGAAAAGGGUACAGAUACUGGAUGUAAGUGUUCUGUCUGGGGUUACUUGUGUGCUUUAUCAUUUGUAUCACAAUUUCUUAAGCCAGACCAUUGAUACUGCUGCACCUGUUGUAUUUGUACCAAUGUAUGAACUGUCUAUAAUGCGUUUGGAAAGGAGGCUGGAAGUUUCAGCAGAACUUUCAGUGAGCUUGAUGUGAAAUGAGAUUUUCUUGUGUGAGGAUCAAUGUGACUCAGACCCCUGAAAAGAUUCCAGACUGAGGUGACACUUGGAUGUUGUCAAGGUUUAACGUGGACCGGUGAUAAUGGGCACCAGUUUGUUUACUGUAUUCAGUACUACUGAGCCCUGUGGGCAUUACAGUUUCAGGAGAUCUUAGUGCUAGUGUAAUUUAUUAUCAGCCUAACAGACUGAACGUGAGUUCCCCAUUACUAUUUGUUGGCCUAAGUAAAAGCUGUGAGGCAAUGUUAUCUCUAUAUAUGGCAGUAAUGAGCCAUUACUGGACUAGUGUCCAGUUCUGAUGUCUGUGCAUGCAAAGAGUUGCUGACAAAUUGGAAAAGAUUCAGAAAAAAGCAGCAGAAUUAAUUAGACAUCUGGAAACUGCAUUGGCGGAGUGAGGUAAACUGAAUAGUUUGAGCUGCUUAUCAGGGAAUGUCAAGACGUUAUUGUAUCAGACUGUGACUAUCUAUGCAAGGAGAAGAAAGCCCACUAGCAGUCAUGUAAAGCAAGAUUCAGUGGAAUUUGAAGGUGGGUGUUCUUAUAUUGAAAGUAAGGCAUACUCUCUAUUUUACUAGUGUAACUGAGGAGCAUGUGAUUAAUUAUUUCUAUUCAGAACUUGAAAAAGGCUAAAAGCUGUAAUUAAAUAUUAGCUAGGAAAUGAAGGUUUUACAUGGAAGGUCAGAUUAGAGAUUUUAUUAAUAUCAUCUAAGGCCUUGCCCUUUGUGAAUGGCAUCACUAAGUCAUUUUGUUUCCUCAGGGGGGAAAAAAAAUAAAUUCUAGUCCAGACUGUGCUUGUAAAGUAUCUUUUAUUCCUCCUACAAACCUGAUUAAAUGCUGAGUGCUCUCUUGAAAAAAAUUUUAAAGUGGGCAUACUAAUGGUUAGGUUGACCUCAUUUACUGUUAAUAAUUGGGUCCGUUUCCAUUUGGCUAAGGAGUUUUCUGAUAUUCACUAUAAUGUUAGUAAAGAGGAUUUAUGUGAUGUUGAUUUUUCUCAAGUUGACACACAACUCUUUAAAUUUUACGAAUAGUCCACUGACUGCAGGGUGUUUUAUCUGUCUGAAUGAAUUGUAAAUUGCUCCCGGAAUUUCAGAAAGGCAAAUGUAUCUGGUACACGUGUAAGUGACUGCGUGUACUUGGAAAUCUGUUUUUGAACACCUUCUCAGGUGUUCUCUUUCAAUACUGCCUGCUUCUGUGGAGUUGGUUCUAUGUGCAAGUUCGUGGACGUGCUCAAGUGAGUUGGUUAGUACCAGCUGACACAAUGCAUGGUUGUGUGGACAACAGUCCAUGACACUGGACUGUUAGGUGACUGUAUAGACCUUCCAUUCAAUCCAUAUCAACAGCUAGAAUUGCUUUUCAGUAUUGUUGCAGAAGUGUUUGAAAUGAUGGUGGGCAUGAGUGGGAAGUUCAGUAUUCUGUCAGUCUCAUGACCUGCAAAAUGAAAAUAAGAACAUAUUCUACUACAUCCAAUUGUAGUUUUUAUAUACUAAGCAUUUUAGAUAACAGAUGUUGGAAAUCUUAGGAUGUAAAUGGUGAGGUUGUUUCUCUGAUGCUAGAAAUGUGCAGUUUUCCCAUUUUAGUGAAUGAAAAUUCUGCCUGCAUAAGCAGAACCAGGGCCCAAGUAAUAACAAAAUACAUGCUGCAGAAAGAUCGGAUAACUGCACUCUGGAUUCUUUCCCAGGUUCUUCCUUUGUCUCCCAGUGUUUUGAGUCUAGUUAUUUUCUGCUGAAAUCAAUUGGUAUGGUGCAUUGACUAUAUAGGUGGAACAAAUCUGAUCACAGUAUUGUAGCAAAAAGAAACUUUAAAAUUCCUUUUAUCUGUUCAACAUGAAGCAGAAUUGUGCGUCUUAAGCUGUGUUGAACUACUUGUUCGAGGUUAAUGGUAAUUCAUGUGGGGUUUUUUUUGUUGUUGUUUAAAAUUGUGACCUUGGAUCUUAAUGGCAGUAAUUGUUGGUUUAUUUUGCAUUAUACAUCACAGUAGCUUAAUGUUUUGCAGGGUUGAUCUAUUUUAGUAGAAAAAUUAAGUUGACUAAUUUUGUUUUGUUUUUCAGGAAAAGAAAUGGAGCAAGUUCAGUAGCUAUCCACUCUAACAUCUUAAUGAUAUCUUAAGGAAUCUUGCAGUGCUUAUUUUGAAUUGAGAAAAUGACUGCAGAUAUAGAAGAAAGUUGUUGGAAAAGAAUACCAGUCAAAAAGUGGAACAUCCAAUAGUAUAAAAUAAAUAUACAUGUUAUGGUGCAAUUCUGGAGUGGGGUUAACCCUAUAGCACACAGGUAGCCCUCCAAGGAGAGAGAGGAAAAAAAAAGCUUUCUGUUUUUCUAAAUUAUGGAAAUUUUUUGGAAGACGUGGACAUGGAUUCUGAGCCUAGUCAUGGUUUCAUCGGAAUUUCACAGUGACAGCAGGCUUUCAUACAGUUCUCAAGAGGAAUUCCUGUCUUACCUUGAACACUACCAGCUAACAAUCCCAAUAAGGGUUGAUCAAAAUGGAGCCUUCCUCAGCUUUACUGUGAAAAAUGUUAAACCCUCGAGAAGGAGGAGGAGCGCAGACCCUUACGAUCAAGAACUGGCAGCAUCUAAAUUAUUUUUUAAACUUUCUGCCUAUGGCAAGCACUUUCAUUUAAACCUGACUCUUAACACAGAUUUGGUGUCCAGACAUUUUACAGUGGAAUACUGGGGGAAAGAUGGUCCUCAGUGGAAGCAUGAUUUUUUAGACCACUGUCAUUACACGGGAUAUUUGCAAGACCAACACACUACAACUAAAGUGGCUGUAAGCAACUGCAAUGGUCUGCAUGGAGUUAUUGCUACAGAAGAUGAAGAGUAUUUCAUUGAGCCUUUAAAGAAUAUAACAGCUAAUUCAAGUAACUUCAGUUAUGAGAAUGGUCAUCCCCAUGUCAUAUACAAAAAGUCUACCAUGCACAAGCAACUUCGGUAUGAUCAUAGUCGCUGUGGAGUCUCAGAAGACCUCACAAGAAGCAGUAAACCUUGGUGGAUGAGUGAUGGAUCUGCUUUUCCAACUUCACUUCCUGUCAAUGACACAUUAAGUAGUCAUAGUCGACAGAAGAGAUCAGUAAGCCUUGAGCGGUUUGUGGAGACGCUGGUAGUAGCAGACAAAAUGAUGGUGGGAUAUCAUGGUCGCAAAGAUAUCGAGCACUACAUUUUGAGUGUAAUGAAUAUUGUUGCCAAACUUUAUCGUGAUUCCAGUCUAGGAAACGUAGUGAAUAUAAUAGUGACACGUUUAAUUGUCCUCACUGAAGAUCAGCCAAACUUGGAGAUAAACCACCAUGCAGACAAGUCCCUCGAUAGCUUCUGUAAGUGGCAGAAAUCCAUUCUCUCCCACCAAAGUGAUGGAAACACCAUUCCAGAAAAUGGGAUUGCCCACCAUGAUAAUGCGGUUCUUAUUACUAG
This is a messenger RNA of Phasianus colchicus (ring-necked pheasant), 4282 nucleotides long. The record is from RefSeq and is a predicted model, not a curated record. NCBI's taxonomy places the organism in Eukaryota, Metazoa, Chordata, Aves, Galliformes, Phasianidae.